AUGUACAACGACGAGACUCACGUAUCUUAUGCUAGUUUGCGGAGUGAAGGCACUUCAAGCACAGGGAGUUACGAGAAGGAGACAGGAAUGUACAACUCGUCCGAAGAGUCGGAGGUGCCCUCAAGAGCUGACUUGGAGGACGAGGGUGAAAUGGAUCCGAGGCAUGUAGAAGACAUUGUGCUGAGGCGUGCGGACAAGUACAAAGUGCCGAUAAAGAUCCCUGACGUUGGAAUUCUGGGGGACGAUGUGCCUGGAGAUUCUUUCGAUAGGAUCGCAUCCUCCUCUUCCGCGUGCUCCAACAUCUUCCACGCGAUCCUGCAGCGAUAUCACAUCUCGCAGGACUACGUUCGCUUCUGCUUGCAGUCACUCGCGAGCCGGGACGUGAGGGGACUGACGUCGUUAGAGUACGACAUGCAGGUCGAGAGCCUCGCACGUCAGCUCGAUGUAUCGGACUCCCACGUGCAAGAGCUUGUGAGAAUAGGGGACCAGCAGCAAGAAACACUCCUGCUCUUGCAAGAGGAGGUUCAGAAGAAGGAAGGACACACUCAGUUCCGACUGAAGAACAUGGAGGCCUACCUUGGAAGUCUGCUGGAGGAGAAAGAUCAAACCAUCCGAUCUCUCCAAGAGAAGAUGGAAAGCUUGGAAAACGGCAUGGAAGCAAAGGCGGAGGAAAGAAACGCACCGGACGUCGAGAACGAGUAUCAGCAGCACAUCACGCUGCAUGCGAAGGAGAUGGAGAAGCAGGGGGUGGACCUUCAGCUCCAGACGGUCAUGGUCACCGAGAACGUGCACAAGAUGAGUCUAGAGCUUCAGCGAGAAAUCAAGAGGAUAAUGUUCAUCCUGCGCUCCGAUCACCUCGAGCAAGACAAUGUCGUCGAGCAGUUGCUGGUGGGGCUCAUACAGUACGUGCUUGACGAGGCUCAUGACCGAGCGACCGCGUCCGAGGAGCAUCGAGUUGGAGCUCAGCAGAGUCCCAGAGCCCGAGGCCACACGUCGAUGGCUGGAGGGGAGGAGGAGGAGCCUUCCGUUGUCCAUGGGGACGAGGAGGCGGGUCAGCGUUCGAGAAGCUCGGAGCUGGACGACGCGAGCAUGAGUGCGUUUGCAAACUUGCAAGAGAGGCUAGCGAAUGCUGAGGCUAUCUACGGGAGCUACAUCUUCGGGAAGGCUCUCUUGCGGUAUCCGGUCAAAGACAUGUCCCCAAUAUCUCCGCCACCGUCAUUCCGCGGUUUCGAACAACAAGAACAGCCGACACAGCAACUGUUCUGCUAG
Molecule: messenger RNA, 1269 nt
Organism: Guillardia theta CCMP2712
Lineage: Eukaryota; Cryptophyceae; Pyrenomonadales; Geminigeraceae
Exons: 15
Coding region: 1-1269 (422 amino acids)
Source: RefSeq, a predicted model, not a curated record